AUGGGCGAACAUCUGGAUAUAGUUUCAAUUGGAUCUUGUGUUUUAAUUUUGCUUCUUCAUGGUAAUGAUUUGUAUACACUUAAUCUCGGUGACCGUAGAGCAGUAUUGGCGACGUGCAGUGAGAAAGUCAAUGCGAUACGACUUACAGAUAGUCACACCGUUGAUAACGAAGCUGAAAGAUUACCUGAAAAAGUUUAUGGAAUAUGUCAUAAGAAAAAUCUGAAUGAUGCGUUGAUGGAAAUCCUUAGAGUUUGCAAUCUUUCAAGCCCACCAUAUAUUUCCUCUCAACCAUCACUGAAUGUCCAUAAAAUCUCAAAUUCUGAUCAAUUUGUUAUAGUAGGGAGUGAUGGUUUAUUUGACUUCUUCAGCAAUGAAGAAGCAGUGAAGCUUGUAGAGUCUUGUAUCUUGAACAAUCCUUUUGGUGAUCCUGCAAGGUUACAACAUGGAAGUAUUGAUGAAUGUUCCGGACAUGAGGAGAAGAAAGUACCAUGA
Messenger RNA from Medicago truncatula (barrel medic), 492 nucleotides. RefSeq names its product probable protein phosphatase 2C 40. Lineage: Eukaryota; Viridiplantae; Streptophyta; Magnoliopsida; Fabales; Fabaceae. The transcript has 4 exons. Bases 1 to 492 code for a protein of 163 amino acids. Gene Ontology annotation, biological process: protein dephosphorylation. The record is from RefSeq and is a predicted model, not a curated record. Gene Ontology annotation, molecular function: protein serine/threonine phosphatase activity.